GGGGACGGGACUCGGAGCACGGCCGGAGAUGGGGAGGGGGCUGCAGAGGGACGAAGGCAAAGCAGCGAGCUGGGGGCAGCACAGAGCCGGGGAGCCGCGGGCUGGGCUGGUGCUUCGGAACAAAGUGUUGGUACUGCAGACUGCGGGGCAGAGAUUUCUCAGGAGCAGCAUCCUGCUGGUGGGAUUUGCGCAUGGAAAGUCCUUUGAGGGAGGCAAAAGGAAGGAUUUUAUCCUUGCUGUUUGUGUUUCCAGUGCUGAGGUCUGGAAGUUCCCAGCUCCUCUGCUUGUAGGCUUGUGGUGCCACCAACUGCGCGGCACCAGGCCAUGGGAGGAAACUUUUUGUUGCCUGACUUGAUCUCCUGCUGCUCACAUGGGGGAACAUCUCCAGCAGCUGCUGAGCUCUGCACAGGCUGCUUGCUGCUUUCUGGGUGGCUUCGCUCCCAAGUGCAGCAUUUGCUUCAUUCCCGGUGCCCAAGAGAGAACGAAAAUUCGCUUUUCACAGGUAGGGAUGGGGCGCCAACCAGACCUCAUUGUCCUAGGACAGCUGGUGGAGUAGGUGACCAAAAAGGAGGCUCAGUGAAACCUCCAGCCCCAGCCAACUUGGCAACAGAGCAGAGCUGGGGCCAAACAAUUUGGUGGUGCAAGACAGGGGGCAGCGCUUACCCUACGGGAGUACACUCUGUCUUGGACACCCAAGGGCCCUCCCUCCUGCAGACAUUUUGGGGAUCUCAGCUGAGGAUGUGCUGGGUGAAAUCUGCUGGUGCUGGGCACCUGCGUUGCUCCAAGUUUCUCUUGGCUGCACGUCCAGGAUCCCUGCUGAGGAUGCGCGGCUGUGGGUGGUGGCACGAUGAGGGGCACCCAGGUAAUUCUCGCAGUUGCCUGUAUCUGGUCUUGGCCACUUUGCUCUGCUCCAUCUGAAAAAUAGGCUCAAAGGGGGACUGGAGAGCCACAGAUUUGAAUUAAGGUGCUCCUUAGGCAAAAGGUAUUGGAUUUGGGGGUUCUGCUAGGAUCUGCUUUUCCUAUUACUACCUUGGUGGGUUUUAGUCUGUGUCUGUGCUCAGUUUUUGCUGUGUGACCUUAGAGUCAAAAUUUGUGAAAAUUUUGUGAAAAUUUGGGAAAAUUGCCACAAUGAUUUUCACAAUGGCAAACACAAGGCUAAGUCUGUAGGUAUCUUUACUUGGGCUCUCGUUUGAGCCAAUCUCAAUUUCACUUCUCUGCUUUGGGGACGGGACCCAGCCUGCUCCCCAGAAAUAUCUGCUCUUGUCUUCUGCUGCUCAGGUGCUUCGUUUCGCCCUGGCGGUUAUUGCUUCAGCAUCCUGACAGGAGCCGGUCGUGCCCUCUUGUUUCAUCUGUCUUAUCUGGGAUGUGAAAAUACCUCCUGCUGGGAUUAACUCCUGCAAAAUGCAAAUCAAAUGGUUGUACACAGCCUGGUCAUAAAAGAUUACAGUUGAGCUGCCCUUAAAGAGCAUCUGCUGUAAUUUUACCCUAAGCUUGCGGAAAAUCAGCCGCUUGCUGAGUUGUGGCCACGUCCACGGGUGUCAGUACAGCCACCAACACCAGCCUGUAGCACCGAAGGCAAAAGUUUCCAUGUCUUGUGAUGAGAUUUUUAUUAUCAGAGGGAGCAAAAUGCUGAUGGAUGAUGCCUUGAAAAAUGAUGAUGCCUUUUAAGUGGUCCCAGACCCAGUCCUGUGCAGAAAGACACUGCAGAGGGUUGAAGACACGGGGGAGGUGGGGGUCAAACCAAGCACCAGGUGCCUGGCUGCAUUUUGGGCACACUGGGGUAUUGCUGAUACGGCUGGAAAAAAAUAACGGGGGGUGAAGUGGAUUUUCUGUGCUGUUUACUUAGGUGUGCAAAGAGAUUUUGGAAUCUCCCAGCACUGACGAUGCUGCCCUGGAGCACUUUGAUGGAAGGUGCUGUCGCUGUGCAGGUGAGAGGUGCUUCAGCAGCCUUGAGGCUUUGUCUUCCAAAAGGCUUUUCCCAGCUGUUUAUCAGGUGGGAAAUUAUCUUGGUUCACCCUGGGCCCUUGCGUCUUUGUUUGUGGCUUCCCAUCUACAGCAAAUUGACGCUGGAAGGCAGCUGGGGAUGAGCUGGGGGUUGAGUUGUGCUUUGCUUGGACCCCACUGCAGCUUUUUGGCCUCCCCUAACCCUUACGUGCUGGGGACAUUUAUGAACACCGCACAGCAUUAUAACCAUAAACAUCUUUGUAUCUAAAUGGGAGAAUUGCUCUGGUCUCAAAACAUGCUGCCCAGCAAACCGAAUUUCAUUGUCAUCUCCCGCAGAAAGGGGGAUUGGCAUCCCCCGGCACCAAAAGUAACCGGCCUCUGGGCUGCUCGCUCCAGUUUCUUCUUUCCAAAUUUUUGGAUGUGGAGGUGACGGAGGGGACAGGCAGCAUCUUGGCAAAGACUGGCCAAAAUGGUGAAGAUGCAAGGAUGGUGGAAAGUGGCCUUGAGCGCUGAAGGCUUUUGAACCUCAUUCAUCCUCCAAUUCGGGGGAUGUAGCCUCCCAAAACUGCAUUAAAAGAGUCGGUUGGUGUCCUGUCCUCCCACGAGGAACACACACGGUGCAGCCACGGGGCUGGGUGAGAUUUGUUUCCUCUUUGCUGCUGGAUAUCAGCACGUUAUUACUUUGUUGAAGAUUUAUUAUCGGGCAUUUUUUAAGCUCUGCCUUUACUCACCCUGCAGAUCGGUGUUUUCCAGACUUAAUGCUUUCUCAAGGUGCACGUGGGGUUACAGCACCGCACUGGCACUGCGGUUGGUUUACAGAGUCAUUUAUUUCAAGGAUUAUUGAUUUACCGGGUAUCUCUUGCAGCAGGUGGGGUUUUGUCUGAUAGAGGUUAAACCCCUGUCUUCCUUCCCAAUGCUUGGAGCAAGAUUUCGGCUUCUUCCAGGGAAAAUCGGAGCAAAAAGGGAAAAACGGUGGUACUCAUUUCCCACCUAUCCCACCAACAUUUUGCAUUGCUGCCCUUCAGAGCCUCAGUUGCCCUUUUGCCAACUGAAAAAAUACUCAUCAAGGUAACUGAAAACCCAAUCAAAGCCCCAGAACAUCCAGUAAUUCCCAUUUCCAGUAAUGGGAAAAAACAAACGCUUUGGUUUCACCUGGGACGUGCUGAGGUGGUUACCGCCGUGCCUCUUUUCUGUAGCACCGCAUGACUUCGUGGCCCAAUUUUUCCCUAAUUAAGAGUGUGUUUGGGAGUAAAUGAUACUCCAGAAAUCACGCAGUUUGGAAAUGCAGAAUGUGGGUUGUCACAGCAAGGAAUCGCGUGCGCUGUUUGAUCAGUUGUGUAGUAACUCGGAGGAUGUAAAAGGGUGUAAAGGAAUGUUUCCUCUUGUUUUGUCACCUUCUAAAAUUUUUCCAGCGGAAGAUACACUUAGAGAAAAAUUAAAGCCUUGAUCGACAGCUUGCUUAAAAUCCGAUGGCUGCUUUUUCUUUUACUUCUCUGCUUAAACCACAGGUUUCUCCAUUUUCCAUCACGACAAACGGAGCUUUCUUCAUUACUGCCAGCAUUCGGUGCCACAAGCUAAAUCCUCUUUCAUCUUUAUCUCUUGGCUUCUGCGAUGAGAAGGCUGCGAUGAUGCGCUGGGAGAUGCAGCAAUUAACUCUACUCCAGGAUUUAGCUCUGCCCUCGGUUGAGCGAGAGAUGCUGCGGAAAGGUUGCCAGAGAUGCAGACACAAAUCCUCCAUCCAGGUUUUUGCUGCAUCCCUGCUGCUGAGGGAGAUAUGGAUCAUAACCAGAAUUAUUGCCCGUCCCCGGGAAAGGAGGGGAUGCUGAGAGACGUCGGUUUGCAAGGGAGAUGGAUCUGGGCGCCGGGUUUUUGUGCCGCCUCGGUGCCAUGCGGCGGGUGUCCAAGACGCCCCGGUGAUGCGGGGGGUGCGGGAUUUUUCAGUUCUGGUGCCGAUGCUGCUCUCAUGGUGAGGUCUCUGUGGCGCAAUGGACGAGCGCGCUGGACUUCUAAUCCAGAGGUUCCGGGUUCGAGUCCCGGCAGAGAUGAUCUCCAGGCAGGUGUCUCUUUUAUUUUAUGCAUGUUCCAUCAUAGAUACCAAUCCGUCGCGUUGAUAACACCCCUGAAGGCUUGAGAGGGGAGAUAAUGACUUUUCACGGCACCGUCUCCGCUGCAGAUGCUCCUAACGGGUGUGUGGCACAGAAUGACGGAGUGGUAGGGGUUGGAAGGGACCUUGGAAGAUCAUCCAGCCCAAUCCCCCUGCCAGAGCAGGAGCACCUAGGUCAGGUCACGCAGGAACUCAUCGUAUCGUUGGAUGUCAGCGAGCAGAGCCCACCUCACUCCUCCUCCUACUUAUUCCCCGUGCUAGGAGCACUGGUGUACAGGCACCCCCCAUCUCAGAAAAGCAUCUCCACGCAGGGGACAUCAGGGUUGCCCUCUGCAAGGGGAAGUCGCCAAGCUCCGGACCCCCAGUCUGGGAUGGGGGGGAGCAGAGCCCUGCUCCUCCUGGCUCAAGUCCUCGGCCUUGCUGCCACGGAGAUGGCUCUGCUAACCACGGACCCCCCCUGGAGCACGAUAUUUCGAGGAGAGAGCGUUACCCUGCGGUGCCGGGGCUCCCAGCCCUCGGGGCAGCAGCCCACAACCUGGUACCACAACGACAAGAUCCUGGCGCGCACGGCCACGGACACGUACAGGAUCACAAACGCCAGGCAGAAACAGACGGGCACGUACAAGUGCCAGAGCCCCGGCUCCGUGGCCAGCAACCCCAUCACCUUGAUCGUCUCCUACGAUUGGCUGAUCCUCCAGGUCCCGUCUCACGCGGUGUUCGAGGGCGAGCUGCUGUGCAUGCAGUGCCGGGGCUGGGAGCCGGGGAGCGUGACUUCGGUGCAGUAUUUUAGGGACGGAGCAGACAUCACCACCCGCUACGCCUCGGACAAGCAGCUCUGCAUCCCCCGGGCUGAGACCCAGCAGAGCGGCAGGUAUCGCUGCACGGGCCAGAUGAACUCCUUCUUGUCGGUAAUAAAAAGGGAAUCUCAGGAGUUACAUGUUUGUAUCAGAGAGCUCUUCUCCUCCCCGGUGCUGAGCGUGGCCAGCUCAGCGGAGACCCUUGAGGGGAGCCCCCUCAACCUGAGCUGUGUCACGCACCUCAGCCCCCACAGCCCCCGCACCAUCCUCUGGUACCUCUUCUACCGAAACGGCACGGUCCUUCGAGGCCCCAAAACCUCCUCCAAGUACCACGUGCCGAUGGUGGGGCUGGCGGACACGGGCUCCUACUCCUGUGAGGUGCGGGCGGAGAACUCCAGCAUUUGGAAGCAGAGCGCCCAGGUCCCCAUUGCUGUCAGAAGAGUCCCCAUCUCAGGGGUGUCCCUGGACGUGCAGCCCCACGAGGGGCAGGUGAUGGAGGGGCAGCGCCUGGUGCUGAGCUGCUCGGUGGCUGCAGGCACGGGAUCCAUCUCCUUUUCCUGGCACCGAGAGGGCUCCGCAGAGGUUUUGGGAAGGGGCACCCGUUACGAGAUCCCGUCAGCCCAGCGAGACGACGAUGGGCACUAUUACUGCGUGGCCUCCAACGGGGGUGUCCCAGCCCAGAGCCCGCGGCUGCGGGUCACGGUUGUGGGUGUCUCCUCGCUCUUCUACUGCCAUAUCAGAGCACCGCUGCUGCUGGCAGCCUUGGGGUCCCUGCUGUCCGGGCUGCUUGCUGUCCACGUCCUCAUGAGCAAAGACCCGAAAGGAGCGAAGCAGUGAGUGGGACCCCCCACGAGACCACCUGCAUAUGUAUGGGAUGCACACCAGGAAAGAAUCCUUGUGGGGCACCUCCAACCCACAAGGGCACCAUGGAAAUUGGGCAAACGAGCGUCCCCACGGCCCUUCUCAAUGUGUAUUGACAGAGGUGCUUCUGGUUUCCUGCACGUGCUGCCCAAUAAAGCACUUCUGAGCGUGGAGA
This is a messenger RNA of Anas platyrhynchos (mallard), 5881 nucleotides long. Lineage: Eukaryota; Metazoa; Chordata; Aves; Anseriformes; Anatidae. The record is from RefSeq and is a predicted model, not a curated record.